AUGGAUGAAACUAAAAUCAAGAAGGAUACAUGGGCAACCAACCAGAAUGUGGAAUACAUUGACGAAUCUGAUGUUUUUGACAGGAUCUGGCAUUUCCGUCGGUUUUACAGCAGUGUGUUGUUUUACGGUGGUAGAUCUAUGGUAGAGGCAACGGAGAUUCUUGAGAAGGAAGAGGAUGAUUUUGAACAAUUAGCGAAGAACCCUGCAAGUGUUCCCCCUAUUGAAAUCAUGGACAAGGCCCUUGAGAAAUUUGGAAAUGAUAUAGUUAUUGCUUUUAAGUUGAUUAUCUUACUUAAUUCUUUAGUUAGGUUUUCUGUUUAA
Messenger RNA from Vicia faba (fava bean), 321 nucleotides. The record is from the annotation of a GenBank genome assembly. Lineage: Eukaryota; Viridiplantae; Streptophyta; Magnoliopsida; Fabales; Fabaceae.